AUGGACUGCUUCCGCCGUGGAGCUGUCGAGGAGCCGCGAGCGAACAAGCUGGACGCGUGGAAGGUCCCCGUUGCCGAGUUGACCGGCGCCGUCCCCGUCCUCACCACGAGCUUGGCCGACCUCGAUGUGGCCGACCUCAAGCGCUUCUUGGUCACCAAGUUUGAGAUCGAAGCUGCUUGGCAAUCGUUCAAGGUCAUGAACUCGUGUGGCUCGUCACGAGCAACGGCGGAUACACCGGCCUCUAGCGCGCACGGCGGCCGCGACAACGGCAUGUGCAACGUCGCGAUCGUGUACCCGGCAUGUCGAGCCCACCAUCCGCCAGCCUUUGACCAGCACGACCAAGGUGCCGGUCCCCACCACACACUGCCAAACCCGAUCUUGAUCCUUGGACCGAUGUACACGACCGAGGCGUACUCGAGGAUGGUGUGGAAGCCGGUCACUCGGAAGGAAGUGCAAGGCCAUUGUGCAUUCUACGGGAACGAGAUAACGACGCCGCCGCUAGAUCCAAUUUUGCGACGACUUGACCGGAUGCUUCGAUUCGCCCUGCGUGUGUCCAUCGCCUGGUUGAUGCGGUCGGCCAUGGUGGCAAACAUCGCGGACGAAGUUGUGCCGGAAUUCACGGACGGGUUUGGCUGCGAUGGGCCGCUUCCGAAUGUCGACUUUUAUGGCAACGAUCUGUUUCACAUGCCAGGCGACAGCAACACGUGCAAGGAGACGUGCAAGGACACCCGUGCGUGCGGAGCCUUCACCGUGGCCCACGGCGUGUGCUACGUCAAGGCGGACGUGAGCGCCAACGUGGUGUCCAAGCGGGGCUGCAGCUCGUAUAUUUGCUAUCGCCAAGCGCCGUAA
Aphanomyces invadans is the source of this 849-nucleotide messenger RNA. RefSeq lists its product as hypothetical. The transcript has 4 exons. The record is from RefSeq and is a predicted model, not a curated record. Lineage: Eukaryota; Oomycota; Saprolegniomycetes; Saprolegniales; Verrucalvaceae. Bases 1 to 849 code for a protein of 282 amino acids.